Molecule: messenger RNA, 1035 nt
Organism: Bathycoccus prasinos
Lineage: Eukaryota; Viridiplantae; Chlorophyta; Mamiellophyceae; Mamiellales; Bathycoccaceae
Product: copper-translocating P-type ATPase
Exons: 1
Coding region: 1-1035 (344 amino acids)
Cellular component (GO): membrane
Molecular function (GO): ATP hydrolysis activity; zinc ion transmembrane transporter activity; ATP binding
Source: RefSeq, a predicted model, not a curated record
AUGGUCGAUAACGUUUUAGUUGAACUCGGGAACGAAAAAUUGGCCGAAAAGAAACUGUGGACAUUGUCUGAUUUGAAGUUGUAUGAGACGGCUAUUCGAUGGGAAACAGAAAUUGGCGCGACGGUGGUUUGGGUUGGCAUCAACGGCAAACUUGGCGGUAUUUUGAAAGCAGAAGAUUCGUUGAGGCCGAGUGCGAAAGAUGCGAUUGCGAAAUUACAGAAAUCAUCGAUCGACGUGAUCAUCUUAACCGGCGAUAACAAAGGCGCGGCGGAGAUGUGCGCCAAAAAUGUCGGCAUCGAUGUGCACACGAACGUGUUCAGCUCGCUGACACCGAACGAGAAACUGAAUAGGAUUACUGAGGAGGUUCAAAAGCAAGAGAAAGAGUUAGUGGCGCGAAAAAAAACAAUCUUCCGAACGUCUGGACGUGGUACAAUUGCGAUGGUUGGUGACGGCAUAAACGACGCGCCGGCGUUAUCGGCAGCGGACGUUGGCGUUGCCAUGGGCGUUGCCGGAACCGCGGCAGCGAUGGAGACCGCUCCAGUCGCAUUCAAUCUGACGAACGAUUUGAGUCGUCUCGCGGAUACGAUUUAUAUCGGAAGAAGAUGCGUCUUGAAGAUUCGACAAAACAUUUUCUUUUCGGUGACGACAAAAUUAGUCGUUUUAGGCCUGACUUUUGCCGGUUUGGCUGGGUUGUGGCAAGCCGUCGUCGUGGACGUCGGGAGCGCGUUGGUUGUCAUUUUCAACGGCAUGUCGAUUUUGCGCGAAGCGGAGAAGGAUGACGCGAGACGAAACAAGAUUUCACACGAAAUUGGCGUUAAAUUUGCGGAAGAAGAAAAGGAGAAACAGAAACUGUUGGCGGAGCGGCAACAAGUACAUUCGCACGGUCAUUCGCAACAAGUGCAUUCGCACGGUCAUUCGCACGCGCACGAUCAUUCUUGCUGCGACCAUGACAAGGAAGAAGGAAAAAAAAACAGUCCCCCCUUCGUGUUGCGCGGCGGCAGUAACAGUAACAACAAUACAAAAUCAAGCGCUUAG